AUGUCAGAAUACUGGAAAUCGGCACCAAAAUUUUGGUGCAAGCACUGCCGCACAUAUGUCCGCGACACGCCCUUAGAAAAGGCCAACCACGAAGCGACCAUCACUCACCAGAACGCCAUCAAGCGCGCGUUACGAGACAUCCACCGUGGUCAUGAAAACGCCGAGCGGGAAAAAGAGCGGGCCAAGGCCGAGGUCGAGAGGCUGAACAGGCUUGUGCCAGGACCGUCCGGAUCAAGCUCUAGCGGGGCCGCCGCGGGUGGGAAGGGCACGAUCCCUGGGCGGACAGCACCUCCCGGUCCCAAAGAGGCCAAGAUUACGGAGACGGAGAGGAAGCGUCAGAUGGAAGAGCUGGCGGGACUCGGCGUAUCAAUUCCAACAGAUUUUCGGGGCGAUAUGGCGAUGCCAGGAGAAUGGACCGUCACGGCUACAAGAGUCAUUGAGGAGAAAACGGAGGCAGAAGCUCUCAAUGCCAAGGCCAUUGGUGUUCGGAAGAGGGAGGCAACGGAAGCUGAGAAGGAAGAGGAGGAGGCCACGAUGCCCGGCGACGGUGAUAAGGAGCUCGACGCGCUCUUGAGCGGGGACUUUUCCAAGCCUGAAAAACUAGAAGAGGCAAAGCACGAUGGAGAUGAGGUCAAAGCUACUCCGGAUGUCAAAGAGGAGGAGCGCGGAACUCCCACGGAGGCGAACCUCGAUUCGGACAGCAAAGCUGGGCUCAAAGCGGAGGAAGCUGCCAACCCGCCAGGAGAAUCGUCGCCCAAGAUGACCCUAGCGGAUAUCCCGGCAGCACCCGGGUCUCUUGAACAAGCGACCGCUGGCAGCGCCGUGCUUGGAAAACGUGCCAGCGCAAAGAGGGCACGCCAACUUUUGACGCGCUUAUUGCGGGGCCAUGUCAAUGGGCUCUGGGAGUUUGACGACGCCCGUCUGACGAUGAGCGAGCUUAGGGCAAUCGCACAGUUAGACCCGGAAGAAGGAUCAAGGCGAGCGCGACUGCUUGUCCUUCGGCCUGAUGUUAGCGAGAUGACAGGGAUUCUCAUAUGGAGGCGCAUCGUUAACCGUCUCGCGAUCCCCGAAACCAUUAUGGCUAUACUCGACCAGGCAGAAAGCCGAAGAAGCUUCACGAAAGUUCAAGAAUCUGCCAUGCCGAGCCAAGACCUCCGGCGACAAGCCAACGCUAUUAUCCGAAGAGAGGCCUGGGUCGGUGACUACCGAGUUUCGGAAACAUCACGAGUGGCCGAGUGUCGGCCUCGCAAGGGCCGUAUUGUGGUGCUGAUGUCGACCGUCGAGGAAGAAUCAUCUGGCAGGGGUCGCUGCAUCUAG
Messenger RNA from Parascedosporium putredinis, 1317 nucleotides. The record is from the annotation of a GenBank genome assembly. NCBI's taxonomy places the organism in Eukaryota, Fungi, Ascomycota, Sordariomycetes, Microascales, Microascaceae.